Messenger RNA from Lithohypha guttulata, 480 nucleotides. It is a transcript of the gene RPL24, whose product is annotated as 60S ribosomal protein L24. Bases 1 to 480 code for a protein of 159 amino acids. The transcript has 4 exons. Gene Ontology annotation, molecular function: structural constituent of ribosome; mRNA binding. NCBI's taxonomy places the organism in Eukaryota, Fungi, Ascomycota, Eurotiomycetes, Chaetothyriales, Trichomeriaceae. Gene Ontology annotation, biological process: cytoplasmic translation. The record is from RefSeq and is a predicted model, not a curated record. Gene Ontology annotation, cellular component: cytosolic large ribosomal subunit.
AUGCGUACCUACGACGAUACAUUCUCUGGCACCAAAAUCUACCCGGGCAAGGGCAAGCUCUAUGUCCGAGGUGACAGCAAGAUCUUCCGAUUCCAAAAUGGAAAGACCGAAUCUCUCUUCCUCCAGCGAAAGAACCCUCGAAGAAUAGCCUGGACAGUCCUUUUCCGAAGACAACACAAGAAGGGUAUCACAGAGGAAGCCGCAAAGAAGAGAACCCGCAGAACAGUUAAGCACCAACGAGCCAUUGUCGGUGCGUCUCUAGACGUCAUCAAGGAGCGACGAUCGAUGCGACCAGAAGCACGAACUGCUGCACGACAACAAGCAAUCAAGGAGGGCAAGGAGAAGAAGGCUGAGGCUGAAAGCAAGAAGAAGGCCGAGAAGGCAAAGUCUGCUUCCAAGUCAGGUGGUGGUCAGGCUCCAAAGGUCUCGAAACAGCAGGCUCGAGGUGCUCCUUCCAAGGUUCAGGCCACAACGAGGUAG